Loxodonta africana (African savanna elephant) is the source of this 1963-nucleotide messenger RNA. It is a transcript of the gene CGREF1, whose product is annotated as cell growth regulator with EF-hand domain 1. The transcript is spliced from 6 exons. Bases 158 to 1048 code for a protein of 296 amino acids. The record is from RefSeq and is a predicted model, not a curated record. Gene Ontology annotation, molecular function: calcium ion binding. Lineage: Eukaryota; Metazoa; Chordata; Mammalia; Proboscidea; Elephantidae.
CGGCGGCUCCAGCCGGGAGGACGACGUGGAGCGGCCACGUGGAGCAGCCCGGGGGAGGGCCCGGCGGCGGGGAGCCGAGGUGCGGCUGGUGGCGCAGCAGCCUCGGGCGACCACGAAGCCAGACCCCCAGCUCCGCGGCGUCGCCGCAGCAGGAAGGAUGCUACCUUUGCUGAUGAGAGUGUUAGUGGUGCCACUGCUGCUGCUGUCCCUGGGUCAGGCUGCUCCCAAGGAUGGAGCCACAAGGCCCAAGCCUGAAGUGGUGCAGCAGGCCCUACCCAACCCCUUCCUGCCCGGCGAGGAGCAGCUCCGUCUUCUGCAGAGCUACCUGAAGGGACUAGAGAGAAUGGAAGAGGAGCCGGAGCACAUGAGCCGGGAGCAGGUUCUCCUCUACCUCUUUGCCCUCCACGACUAUGACCAGAGUGGACAGCUGGAUGGCCUGGAGCUGUUGUCCAUGUUGACAGCAGCUCUGGCCCCUGGAGCUGCUGACUCUCCUCUCACCAACCCAGUGAUCCUGGUGGUGGACAAGGUGCUUGAGACCCAGGACAUGAAUGGGGAUGGGCUCAUGACUCCUGCAGAAUUCAUCAACUUCCCAGGACAGUCCCUCAAAGAGCCCUUUGACUCUGCUCCCCAGGAGCCACAUGCUACUGGAAGGCAGCCCCUGUUACCUAAAGGCCCAUUAGAACAAGAAGGGCCAGAAGCCCUGAGUCUCAGAGAAGCUGGGGAACAGGUAGAGGCCAGAAGGGAGUCCUUGGAGCCUGUACAAGAGACUGAGGGACCAGCGAAGGCUGAAGCAGAAGCCCCAGGUCUUGGAGGGGAGGCGGAGGGACAUGCAGAGGCUGAAGGAGAAGCCCCAGGUCCUGGAGGGGAGGCUGGGGGACAGCCAGAGCCUGAAGCAGAAGGCCCAGGUCCUGGAGGGGAGGCUGGGGGACAGGCAGAGGCCAGGGACACUGCAGAGGAAGAAGUGCUUGCAGGGGAAACACUGAAGUCUAAGAACACCCCACAGGAGUUUGAGGUCCAUAGCAUCCAGCUAGAGAAUGAUGAAAUAUAAACCCUGAGAGUUCAGGCUUGCACCCUUAGAAGUCUCAGGGCCAGAACGCGAGCUGCAAAGGGUGCAGGGUGUGGUGGGAUGAGGGUGCCCCUGUGUCCCCUUCCUGGCCUCAGCAGGGUAGCAGGUCUUUCUGUUCAGCUCAGGGAGACCCUAAGUUGGGGGACAGUUUUUAGGGCCCAGAUUACCAAUAAAGAACUGAAUGAAUUUGCCCCCCUGGGCCGUCUAUCCAAGGGCCCAGCCUCCACAGACCCCACAGGGGCACAUGGGGGUAGGGCCUGGACAGGUCUCUUGAAGGGGCCAGGAUUCAGUCUUCCUAGUAUUCCUGGAAGCUGGCAGUGCUGAGACCCAGCAAAGUCCAUGGGGCCAGGCCACAGCCAGCUGCAGACAGUCACAUGAGGACAGCUCAUUCCAUGCCUGGGGCCAACACUCUCCUCUUCCCUCCUCCCCUGAUGCCCACUCCCAGUGCCCUCCCAUACCUCAGGGCAGACUUCCCACCACCCUGUAUGUGCCCCCCACCCCAGUAUAUUAAUAACUAUCAUUUAUUGACAGAUUAGUUUGUACCAGGUGUCAUGCUGGGCAUUUUAUGUAUUACGUGAUUCUUUCCUCACAAUAAUUCUGUGAGCCAGGUAGAAUUAUUAGCUCCAUAUGACAGAUGAGGAAACUGACAUUGAUCGAGUUAAGCAACUUAUCUAUACACCUAAUUAAGUGGCAUAUUUGAAUUCAGAUCUUUCUGACCCCAAAGCCCCAUGCUCUUUAUCACAUUACAUGGUCCCAGCCGCCCUGACCCAGCUGCCAUAUUGGAGUUGGCCCCCAAUUCCAAUUGGCCCUCCUCUGGAGCUGCUCUCCCUGACAGCCCGCAGCACUCCAUAUCCCUGGUCACAUCUAGGGCUAAGGCACCGCCUUCACUACAAGGCA